Puccinia triticina is the source of this 738-nucleotide messenger RNA. RefSeq lists its product as uncharacterized. The record is from RefSeq and is a predicted model, not a curated record. Gene Ontology annotation, molecular function: protein binding. The transcript has 7 exons. NCBI's taxonomy places the organism in Eukaryota, Fungi, Basidiomycota, Pucciniomycetes, Pucciniales, Pucciniaceae. Bases 1 to 738 code for a protein of 245 amino acids.
AUGCCCAUUGACAUCCAUCGAUCGGCCUACGAAGGUCAAGCCCAGCUGGUCUCGGCUGCUUUGGCUGAAGAUCCCAACCGAAUCAACGCACUCGACUCAGAUGGCCGAACACCUCUACACAACUCCAGUUCGAGUGGCAGCUUGUCUGUUGUCAGAGUCUUACUUGAGCAACAGGAACCGAAAUGCGAUAUCGAAAUACCAGACGCAAUGGGCUGGACAGCACUGAUUAUUGCAGCUUCUGCUGGGAUUACGGAGGUCGUAUCCGAGCUGAUCCAUGCCGGCGCAAACGUCAACGCAGUAAACCAAAAGGGGCAGACGGCUUUACACUAUGCCGCAUCGAAAGGUCGAUUAGAGAUUGGGAGGUUGCUAGUUCAGUAUGGUGCGGACAUCAACGCGAAAGACCGAGCCAACCAGUUACCGCUUCAUCGAGCCGCCUCCUCAGGAGCCACGCCAUUUGUGAAGUUGCUCCUUGAACCGCCGACUGGAGACGAAGAGAAAGGGUCGGAGAGGCGCAAAGCGAAGCUGAAUCUCGUCGACAAUGCUGGCCAUACCCCACUUCACCUCGCCUUCGAAUCGGGGCACGCAGAAACGGUCUGCGUGCUCAUCGAGGCCGGAGCUAAUCGAGAACGAUUGGACCCUGAUGGCAAGCGGCCCGAUCAACUCGUCGAGGUGCUCGGAGACGUCGCUUCGAAAAGAAUCUUACAAUACGUCGAAGCUCGGUGCGGAAAACUAGAGUAA